Delphinapterus leucas (beluga whale) is the source of this 4784-nucleotide messenger RNA. The record is from RefSeq and is a predicted model, not a curated record. NCBI's taxonomy places the organism in Eukaryota, Metazoa, Chordata, Mammalia, Artiodactyla, Monodontidae.
CCGACUCCUGCCUGGGUCCUGGGAGGAGGGGGCUGGGGACCCGGACUCCAUGCUGUAGAAAAAGGCUGGAUCGAGUCCUUGGGGGCGUUGUUUGAAAUCAGCCAAGGUCUGGGUGGGCAAGGUCCGGAGUUUGGCCGCAGGAAUGCACUCUGGCCGUGACCCUGCCCCACCCUGGGAUUUCCCGAGUCGCCACCCGGCCCGGGUCCCCGGGCUGAGCAGGAAUUUCCCUUGUGCGGGGAUUCCACGAGCGCCACGCUUGGCCACGCAUCGCGUCUCGGAGCGGGACACCUGGGUCGCCGGGCGGAGAGGAAGAAAGAGAUGGAAGAUUCCCUUGCGUGAGCGACGUGACGUCAGUGCGUCGCGUCUGGGCGGUUUCCGAGUCCGCCCUCCGGCGCUUAACCCUUCCUAUGCUCGAGCGGGGCUCGGAAGGGUGAGGGCUGAGGGACCGGCCUUCUUGCGUCGUGCGAACAAGGAGUCUGGAAACUGGGAUUACCAGGUCCUAGAGGGGAGUCGGCUGAGGGCCCGGACUCCUGGGUCCUGGGGAAGGGUAUGCGAGUCUCCCAGACUCCCGUGAGGUGGGGCUUGGACUUCUGGGUCUGAAGAGGGGGGCGAGGUCUGAACCUUUGGAUUCCUAAUGAGCUAGGGGGCUACUGACUUCGUGGUUCCUCAGGGAGAGGGGCUGGGGACUCGGAUGCCUGGUAUCCCGAGGAAAAAGUAUCAGGGCAGCUUCUAGGGCAGAGAGAUAUUGGGAACCUGGAUGUGCGUCACUGGGGAGUGAUGCCCGGCGACGCCCCGAAUCCCUCAGAACUGGGAGAUCUGGGGGUGGGGUGGGAUUUUUCACGGAAGUGUUAGGCAGAGGGAGGGGGGCUGCAGAGGGCGCCCUCCACCUCCUUCCUCAGUUUCCACGACGCUGGCGGAAAGUUGGGUCAGAGGGGAAGGUGCGGAGCAAAAGGAAGGAAACCGCGGAGGCGGCGCCGCACCCGAAAUCUUAGAUUGGCUUUGGAGUUCUCAGGCGGCAUCAGUGUGCCAGUUUUUCCGCGCGGGAGGGCGAAGAGGGCGCUCAGAUCCACUCCCCGGCGCACUUGGGUGACGUAAGGACCCCUGAUAACUUCCCUCCCUCCUCACCCCGCAGUGAGCCGGAAUGAGCGCAGCCACUGCCCAUCACAGACGGUGAAGAAGCUCCUAGAAGAACAAAGGCGCCGCCAGCAGCAGCCUGACGCUGGUGGGCUACCGGUGAGGCCGAUGAAGCGCUGUAAACUACAACUCCCGUGAGGCCAUGUCCUGUUGGACAAGGACUUGCUGCCUUGCUGGGCCCUCAGGGCUGAUGAGAGACGUAGUCCUGACUUAGAUGCCCCGUAGGUGGGGAAUGGAUGCUGAGGAAUCUGCCAGGUAAAUUCACCCUUGUUUCUUUUUGCUUAUGCCUCUACAGGGACAGUUCCUGGCUCCCCUGGCCCAGCCCCUGACCCCACCUGUGAAUGAGGGUGCAGCUGGCCAUACUCACUUCCCAGCACACCAGGAGACUGUGGGUUCUGGACUUGGCAGCCUGGCACCCCCCAUGGGCUUUCCAGACUGGGACCCCAACACGCAUGCUGCCUACACGGACAGGCCCUACUCUUACCCUGCUUCUGCUGCUGAAGGUUUCCUGACUCCUGACUUCUACUCACACUCGGACCCAGGGCGGCCGUGUUCAUUUCCCCUGGGGAUGGAGGACCCCCUGGAUACUCGGCUCUAUGUAGAACCUCCCCUGCCACAGGCAGGAUCCUGGAGAAGUUCUGGACUCCCUUCAGGACCCCCACAGUUGCCUCCUGUGGUCAACGGACCAUCCCUGGACGCUGCCCGUGCUCACAUGCUGGCUUUGGGGCCACAAAAGCUGCUGGCCCAGGAUGAGGAGGGAGACACGCUCCUGCACCUGUUUGCGGCUCGAGGGUUGCGCUGGGCCGCAUACGCCGCAGCUGAGAUGCUCCAAGCAUACAGACAUCUGGACAUUCGUGAGCAUAAGGGCAAGACCCCUCUUCUGGUGGCUGCUGCUGCCAACCAGCCCCUGAUUGUGGAGGAUCUACUGAACCUGGGAGCGGAACCCAACGCCACUGACCAUCAAGGGCGUUCUGUCUUACAUGUGGCCGCUACAUAUGGGCUCCCAAGAGUUCUCUCGGCUGUGAUUAACUCAGGGGUUCGAGUUGACAUCGAAGCCAGAGACUUCGAGGGCCUCACCCCUCUCCACACGGCCAUCCUGGCCCUCAACGUUGCUAUGCACCCACCCGACCUAUAUCCCGCAGUACUGAGUACCCAGGCCCAAGACAGGCUGGCUUGCGUCAAGAUGUUGCUGCACAUGGGUGCUGAUCAUACCAGCCAGGAGAUCAAGAGCAACAAGACAGUUCUGCACUUGGCUGUGCAGGCUGCCAACCCGACCCUGGUUCAGCUGCUGCUGGCGCUGCCACGGGGAGACCUGCGGGCCUUUGUCAACAUGAAGGCCCAUGGGAACACAGCCCUCCACAUGGCGGCCGCCCUGCCCCCUGGGCCGGCCCAGGAGGCCAUUGUGCGGCGCCUGCUGGCAGCUGGGGCGGAUCCAACGUUGCGCAACCUGGAGAAUGAGCAGCCUGUCCACCUGCUACGGCCCGGGCUGGGCCCUGAGGGGGUGAGCACUGAGCCCACCCUGACCGCAGGGUGCACCCCCGACCCCAACAUUCCUGACUGUAGAGGGUGACUUGUAAUCUCAGAAGGUGACCUUGGCCCUUAUCCAACCCUGACUUCAAAAUGUGACCUUGAGGGACUUCCCUGGCGGUCCAGCGGUUAAGACUCCACGCUUCCACUGCGGGGGGCACGGGUUCCAUCCCCGGUUGGGGAACUUAAGGUCUCACAUGCCAUGUGGCACGGCCAAAAAAAAAUGACACUGGACCUCAGUGUUUGCUCCCUUGCCUGAUAAUCGUGACUCCUCCUGACCUCUACUUUCAACCCUGUAUCCUGACCUCAAGGUGUGACCUCUGAUCCCCAAGCAUGACCUCCAGCCCCCUGACUUUUAGUCCUGAUCUCAGAGUGGGACUUCUGACCCCCAAAUGUGACUCUGGCCCCUUGUUUCUCCCCUUUGACUCCCAGUCCUCAAUGCUAAUCCCAAGGUGGGAACGCCCAGCCAGCAACACCUUUGCUCAGGAGCCUUCAUUCAUUGUGUGAACGAGCCUUCAUCCCCAGCCCCGCAUCUUGACUCAGAACCUCUGACCUUCAAACCCAACUGACCCUACUCACUUCUCUCUGACCCCCAACUUCACACCCCAACAGGGUGUGCCUGUUCUCCUUGCAACCUCUCAAGCGUCUCCCCCAUCUUGUCUUGUCCACAGCUCCGGCAGCUACUGAAGAGGAGCCGUGUGGCACCCCCAGGCCUGUCCUCUUAGGACUCAAACCCAGAACCUGGACUGAUUUUCCAGUCCCCACCGUCCUGUGGGACAGCCAGCGUAUGCUAAUGUUGCAAAUCCGUGAUAAUGUAUGUGCAUAAUGUCCUGCCAUCGGGGUCUUACAUUAAAACCCCAAAAUGGCUGUUGGUGGGUAAACAGUCCCCAAUAUUUGGGGUGGUGUGAUACCCUUCCUCCACCCACAAGGAGCCCCCUUGAUGAUUUCUGUGAAAUCGAGGCCCCUUGAUUGUUUCUGUGAAACACACUGGACCCCCAGCCCUUUCCCCACCAGGAUCUUUUGGGGUCCAGAUGUAACUCCCCUAUAUGGUACUUGGAGUAUGCCAAAAGAGCUUCCAGUACCAUCCUAGUAGAGCUCCUAAGAUGACCCCUGACCUCCCCAGGACCCACCCCCUUCAGGUCCUUAACCCUGAGACAUAGGAAGGACUCUCGAUCAUAGUCCCCUAGGUCCUACUGCUUUAAGUCACAACACAGCCAGGCCCCUGACCCAGACCUCAGUAUUUCUAGUGAAUCCCUCCCCUGUCUGAAACUCUUGAUUAAACUCAGCUUGGACUAGAACCGUUACUGUCUAAUCUCUAAUCAUUGUGCAGGGAAGCGGCUGAGGAGCCGUGUUUGGGUGGAUGUGUCUGGGUGGGGGUUGUAGCAGACACGGCGGGUGCCAAGUCCCUACCCUGUCCCCCUCACCCUGUCAACACCUGGCGGUCUAACUGCCAGGGCCGGCACGUGACUCUGCCUGUGGGCAUUCUCAGACCACUGGUGCCCGCUUUGCCCUGGGUGUGAGUGUGGUAAGACUUCCAUGCCAGGAGGAUCAUGCCUCUUCCCACUCCAGCAGCUCUCAACCAGUGACUGACUGAAGGGAGGCGGUAUGUAAAUGCUCCAGGUCCCCUGCCUCCGUGGGGAUAACUGGGAAGUGUGUGUUCUACACGGGCUCUCAAAGCUCCCCAGUGGAACGAAGCUCCGGUUCUCCACCAUGGUUCUGGCUUGAUAACGUACCCUUUCUUGGCAGCUUUCCCUUUUCUGGGUCCCUUCCUGCUCCCCUAUCAAUGUUCUCCACUCCUUGCAGGUAAUCUUGUCCUCAAAUCCUUGCCUCAACCUCUGCUUCCAGAGAAACCCAAACGAAAGACGGAAGACCUCCACAAUGCCCCCUUGUACCUCUGUCCCACAGCCUCUGCUCUGUCUUCCGUCCCAGUCUUGUCGCUCCAGAAAGCCCUCUGACGCACGGUGGCCCCCACUGCUUGGAGCCUCUCACGGACAACAAACCAAGCACACUUCAGGGCAUAUGCCAGAGUCUCUACCCCAAAACUUAACGCUUAAAACAACCACCACUUUUGUUUUUUGAUAAAUUUAUUUAUUUAUUUUUGGCUGCAUAGGGUCUUCGUUGCU